GUUGUGUUAUUGAGCUUCAUCAAGAGGAACCAAUUUCUCCUGUCUGACAUUACACUACAGUUUCUUAUUUAUUAAUCAAUUUUCUCUAUCGUAGUUUAAAAAUAUGGCGGGUGAUUACUCCGUGGUAACGGCCAGUUAUGUCAACGUGCAAAUCUCGAACUCAUUGACGUCAUUUGCAUCAGAAAAGCGAUUUCCGAAAAGUAUUACCAUUGCUGAGCUGAAGGGUAAAUUUGAGUUGAUAACGGGAUGCAAUGCAGCAGCUACAGAUCUAGAGCUCUAUACAUCAGAAGGAAAGUUAGUUGGACCUAUCAAUAAUGAUGAUGCUUUGUUAGGAUCUUACCCAGUAGAAGAUGGAAUGAGGAUUCAUGUAAUCAAUAGGGAUACCAACAGAGCUGCAGGGGAAUUUGAAGAUGUCUCAAAGGUGGAGAAAUUUGAGAUUUCUCAAGAUGAAUACGAUAAAAGAGCAGAUUCUGUGCGAGCAUUCAAGAAGAAAAUGAAGAUGGGACAAUUCAAGGAGGUGAGUCCUGAGGAACAAGCAAGGAUAGAUGCAGAGAAAGAAGAGAAAGCAGCAGAAGAAGAAAGACUUGCUAAUGCUAUUACAGUGGAAUCAAGAUGUGAAGUUGCUGUACCUAAUGCACCACCCACUAAAAGAGGAACUGUCAAAUUUGUUGGGAAGACAGACUUCAAACCUGGCUUCUGGGUUGGUGUACAAUAUGAUGAACCUCUAGGCAAGAAUGAUGGCAGUGUUGGUGGUAAGAGAUACUUUGAAUGCCCUCCUAAGUAUGGUGGCUUUGUAAAACCUGAAUAUGUGACGACAGGUGACUUUCCUGAAGAGGACCUGGAUCUGGAUGAAAUGUAACACUGCCAUCGUUGCUCUUGUAUAUUGGCAUAGAUUUGGUGAACUUAUAGAUUAUCCUUCAAAUAAAUGGUAUUCUCAUUUGCACAUACAUGUAUGUAAAUGUAGUGUCGAAGUAAUGUUUUGAAAUGGUUUGAACUCUGUAGCUUUGUA
Lytechinus variegatus (green sea urchin) is the source of this 1009-nucleotide messenger RNA. RefSeq names its product tubulin-folding cofactor B-like (gene tbcb). The record is from RefSeq and is a predicted model, not a curated record. Gene Ontology annotation, cellular component: microtubule plus-end; nucleus; cytoplasm. The transcript is spliced from 6 exons. Gene Ontology annotation, molecular function: microtubule plus-end binding; alpha-tubulin binding. Bases 104 to 859 code for a protein of 251 amino acids. NCBI's taxonomy places the organism in Eukaryota, Metazoa, Echinodermata, Echinoidea, Temnopleuroida, Toxopneustidae. Gene Ontology annotation, biological process: tubulin complex assembly; cytoplasmic microtubule organization; post-chaperonin tubulin folding pathway.